Cercopithifilaria johnstoni is the source of this 1422-nucleotide messenger RNA. The record is from the annotation of a GenBank genome assembly. Lineage: Eukaryota; Metazoa; Nematoda; Chromadorea; Rhabditida; Onchocercidae.
AUGUUUGAGGAAGGAGUUGAUAAAUACGCGGAUAGAAUGCAAGCGCGGGGUGAUAAAAGUUCCGACGAUGGUGCUUAUACCUCCAGCAGUGGUCCAAAUGGGGACAGCGAGGAAAGCUCUGAUGAGAAUGAGGAAUGCAGCUCGGCGUCCCUUGUUGAAGAACUGGAAAAGAAGUAUUUAUGUAAUGUGGAUAUUGAUGAAUCGAUCAUCCUGCUGAAGUCUAUGACAGGUACAAGUCCAUGUAAGUUGGCUAGUGAACACACCCUUUUGCUGCUUGUACUCAAUCACAAAUACAUUGAUCGAAUCGGUGAUAAAGUCCAGUUUCUAUCAAUCUGCAGAUAUGCUCGUGAGGUGGAUUUGGCUUGGAACAGGCUCUCAUCAUGGGAAGAAAUCACUGCCAUUUUUUCUUUACCUAGACUGGAGGUAUUAAACUUGGGAUAUAAUCCACUACAGUCAUCCCUGACAGUGUCAAGCCUUCCUCUUGCCAUGAAUUUGGAAUUGUUUAUAUUAAAUGGGACAGAUUUGCCAAUGUCAACAGUACGAAAAUUAUUAAAUAAAAUGCCGAAAUUGAAAGAAUUACAUCUAUCGGAAAACAGAAAUUUAGAAAAUCGUAUUGAUGUCAUCGACGAAGUCGUGUCAGAAUCACUGGAGUCUUUGCAUGUAAGCAAAUGUGAUAUCGAGCGCUGGGAAACAGUCAUUUCGUUAUGGAGGUUCUUUCCGAAUCUAGCGUCAUUGUCUCUGUGUGAAAAUCCUAUUCGCUCGACCUAUUGUAAAUUGAAAAUAGAUAAUCUUAACUGUUUGAAUGGUGUUCAUCGAUUGAGUUUAAACAAAUGCCUGAUCGAUAAUUGGAGUUCCAUUGAACGUUUAGCAGAUAUAAAUACUCUACAAGAUUUGCGGAUCAUCGCGAUUCCUUUAUGGGAAAAGUAUGCAAAUGGUGACCAUUUCCAUCUGGUCGUUGGGCGUAUUCCGCAACUGAAGAUUCUAAACGGGUCACUUAUAUCUGCUGAGCAAAGAGAACAAUCCGAAAGGUUCCUUAUAAGGUAUUACGAUAUUCGUGAAACUAAACCGAAAAUAUUUGCUAGAUUAGUUGAGCGACAUGGACAUGUGGAACAGCUGUGUAAAGUUGAUUUGACUCCGAAGAAAUAUGCUAUUAUUGCUGUGAUAUGCGAAGAAACUGGAUACAAUGCAGGUCUGAAAAUACGUUUAACGCAAACAGUUUCUUGUCUGAUGCAUAUGCUUGAAAAGUUAACAAGAAUUCCUGUAAGACGUAUGCGGCUGUUUUACAUUAACAGCAUUAAUCCAUUUCCGGAUGAGUUGCGUUUCCCAAGUCAAAUGCUUCAAGCGUUGCGUAUCGAAGAUGGUGAUAAGAUCUGUGUUCAGUCGAAAAUGGUGAAUAGGAAAAAAGAAUGCGUCACAAAGUGA